Messenger RNA from Dentiscutata heterogama, 473 nucleotides. Lineage: Eukaryota; Fungi; Glomeromycota; Glomeromycetes; Diversisporales; Gigasporaceae. The record is from the annotation of a GenBank genome assembly.
CUGUUAGUAUAAGUGUUGGGUGGGGUAAAAAAGAAACACAAUUCCAUGGAUCAGAAGGAAAAACUGCAGCUCAAAGAGUAGUUGAUACAUCUAAUUUUACCCUAUCGGAAGAUGAUGACUUUCAUCCACGUGUAUCUUGGUGUGGCGACGGUAGCAUGUUUUGUUGCUCUGUUGUCGAUACCAACAAAGGGCUUCGAGUAAUACGUGUAUAUAACAGAGAAGGAAUAUUGCAGUCUACAAGUGAGCCUGUCGAUAAAUUAGGACAUGCUCUUUCAUGGAGACCAGCAGGUAAUUUAAUAGCCUCAAAUCAGAAAUCGUCAGAUAAACAUGAAAUAUGUUUUUUUGAAAAAAAUGGAUUGCGGCAUGGCGAAUUUUCUUUACGUGAAAUUAAGAAUCACAAAAUAGUCGAAAUUUUAUGGAAUUGUGAUUCUACUAUAUUGGCCGUAUGGUUGGAGAGAGAAAUAUCGAAUGAA